This is a messenger RNA of Cricetulus griseus (Chinese hamster), 4923 nucleotides long. The record is from RefSeq and is a predicted model, not a curated record. NCBI's taxonomy places the organism in Eukaryota, Metazoa, Chordata, Mammalia, Rodentia, Cricetidae.
GACCGCAGCCCACCAAUCGGAACUGUCCAGGUGCGGUGCCCGAUGCCCGAAGCGUGGCUCCUUCCGAUUGGGCUCGGCCAGCAGCUGUCCUCCAAUCACAUGGCUCCGCGGGCCUCUCACACGCAGGGCCACCCCCUGGCCUGGGAAGCCGUGGCCUCUGAGGAAAACCGUCCAAUGAACGUCAGCGCAUAGCACGUCUGUCUUUUCCUAGAGGUCCCGGGGAACCACUUCCGGUUCCUACAGAACGUUUAGUCCGUGACUAGGGGAAACGGUAGCUAAGACAACGCGUUUUUUACCCUUUUCCCGUCUACGACGGGGUGAGGGUAAUGUUGGGAGCCGUUUCCGCUACGCUCGCCGUCACCUUUCUGUUCGUUAUCGCUUUUCGAAAAAGGGAAAUAUGUAAAGGGUAGAACACUCUUCCUGGGUGCGUAUGGAUGGUAGUGAGAAACUACAAUUCCCGGCAUGCAACGCACUAGACUUAUGAAUGCUGGGAAUCGUAGUCUUUGGCCUUAGAGCCAGUAGGCGUAGUUUGGCCUUUGCGCAUUCUCGUCUUGUACCUGCGGGCCAUGUACCCUGAGUGAUUUAGGAUUUCCACAUUAUUCUGAUUGCAGAUUAGAUCUGUGCUUGUUGCGGUACUGUAAUUCACAUAGUUUUCAGAGGCGGACCUGGAGAGCCUUCCUAUUCGUCCGGUGCCGAGAGCCAGCCCUGGCCGGUGGUGGCACGCUGGUUUCCAGUUCUUGCAGGCAUAACUGUGUCAUCAUUGGAGUGUUUUCCAUUAGCUUGGUGGGAUUAAAUUCCAGUAGAUGGACAGUGGCAUUUCUUCAUCAGAACACAAUUCAAAGACAUGAUUUUAGUUAAGCUGACUGGUUGUUUAUAGUGUCAUUGAGGAGAAGACUCAAACUGCAGAAACUGGCAAUUGGGCCAGGAUAAAAGGUGUCUUUAUUCCUAGUGUGAUGUUAUCCCUAAACUGCAUGAAAUGAAUGAGAAGGCAAGUGAGCCUGGAGCAAGACACAACAGUCAACCCAUCUUAAAGUGCCAGAAACGCAUCCAGCCUUAUGUCUGCUCCACUCUAGAUGACUUCCAGGAAGAGAGAGACUUUUUGGCCAAUAUCAUCUUCCCUCGACUUAAUGACUUCUGCAGCCUCCGGGGCACCUACUUCAAAGCUGUGGACCUGAGGUGGUCAGCCGUGAAGGCCCAUAAGUCCUUCACCACCAACCUGUUCCGACAGUACUCCUGCCUCCGCUCGCAGAAUCUGAAGCUUUGCCUUGACUAUGUGGACAGCUGUUUUCCCUUUUUCAUCUGCCUGCUAGGGCAGAACUAUGGAGACUUCCUCUCCGAGUACUCACCUUACCUGUUCUCCAAAGUGAAGGACUUCGAAAGUUUGUCCAAGGGAGAACAAAAUCUGUAUGUUGCUGCAAAAAAUGGCUACCCUUGGGUCCUGGAGACUCCCCACUGCAGCCUGAUGGAGUUCGAGAUCAUCCAUGCAGCAUUUCGGAAGGAAUCUCCAUUUCAGUUUUUCUACUUCCGGACAGCGAACUCACUGAGGACUUUCAGUGAGGAGGAAGAUGUGUCCAUGGCUUCUCUGAAGAAUCAAGAGGGAAAAACGAAAAUUGGAAAACUCAAGGCUAAGAUCAUUAGUAAAGGGCUUCCGGUCCGAUUUUACAGAGACCUGGAGGAGCUGGGUGAGAUGGUCUUCAAGGACUGGUCAGCUGUUGCAGAAAAGCUCUACCCAGUCCCUGGGGCUGUGGAAAACAUAGACUACAAACACAGUCUUGAGCACUUGUAUCAUGAAGAGUUUGCUGAGAAGUGCAAGCAAGUUUUUGUUUUUUCCAAGGAGUCAGACAGGACCUUUGAAAUCCUGGAACAAUUUGCCUUAAAAGAUAUUGAACUUGACUCUGACAGUACUAUAGAAGGUUCGGGGUUAGACUCCAUUCUCAGAAUACAUUCUCUUCCGGUUUAUAAGUCUAUUUUGCUCUUGUCUGGAGAACGAGGCUGUGGGAAGUCCACUCUGAUCGCCAACUGGGUCAGUUAUUUCAAAAGCAAAUAUCCCGGAGUGUUGAUGAUCCCGUAUUUCGUGGGAAGCACUUGUGAAAGCAGUGACAUCAUGUCUGUGAUCCACUACUUCAUCAUUGAGCUGCAGCACAGAGCCCACGGUCCACAGAUUGAAAUGGAUUUUCUUAAUGAAGACUCAAAUGUCUUGGUCUUUUCACUUCUUGUAGAAGUGUUCAUGGCCUCCAUCAGCUUUAAGCCAUGCAUACUUGUACUAGAUGGGAUUGAAGAGUUGAUUGGCAUUUAUGGGAUUUCAGGUCAGAAGGCGAAAGACUUCUCCUGGCUGCCUCACUCGCUCCCUCCCCAUUGUAAAUUAAUUCUGAGCACCGUCUCCUCCAGUCUGUCCUGCAAGUCACUGUGCACACGCCCUGAUGUGCGGAUUGUGGAUUUCUCGGGCAUGGGGGAUGAAGACACGAAGUUCAGCAUCUUCAAACGGCAUCUUUGCACUCGUGACAAAGAGCGCUUUGAGCAGAGCAGACCCAUUUUGAGGAAGAAGCCAAACCUGAACCCUCUGAAGCUCACUGUCAUAGCCAGCGAGCUGCAGGAGUGCAGGAUCUACCGCAACGAGUUCCAAUGUCUGAGGGAGUACUUGGAGGUGGCCUCUGUCCAGGAACUCUGGGAGUUGAUUCUGAAACGCUGGGUUGAAGAUUAUAGUUGGAAUCUGAAGCCCAAAGAGGCCAUAGAAACGGUGGCUUCAGGGCUGAGUGGAUGGGUGGCAGACGCGCUGUGCCUGUUGUGUAUCUCACAUUGUGGGCUGGCCGAGCAGGAAGUGCUCCAGCUUUUGGACAUGCUGGGCUACAGGAACCACCAAAAAGUGACUACAGUGCACUGGGCAGCCUUCCGCAACGCCACCAAGCACUGGAUCCUGGAGAAACCCAAUGGCCUCCUCUGCUUCCAGCACCAGUCCCUACGGACUACGGUGGAGCACAAGCUGCUGGGUGUGAUCACCCUUGUGAGAGAGAGCAGUCCAAACACGUCCCAGAGCCCUGUGAAUCACAAGAAGACGCGUUUCCACCAGGUCUUGAUGAGGUACUUCCAGCGGCAAACCGUUUUCUGGAGAGUGUAUCAGGAGCUGCCAUGGCACAUGAAGAUGAGCGGCUGUUGGGAAGGCCUGUGUGACUUUGUCACGAGCCCUGGCAUCACAGAUUUCAUAUCAAAAACCCACAACCUGAGUUUGUGGACCAGGCUGCACCUUGUCCACUACUGGGAUGUGCUACUGGAAGCUGGCUAUGAUGUAUCUGAGGCUUUUCUACUGUCCGUUUCCAAGAUAGAAGCAAAGCAGUACCAGAAAAUAAAGAAGCAACACAUGCUCUCAGUCCUGGAAUGCAGCCUCUCUCAGGUUACUGUCGCUGAUAAAUGCAGGAUGAUACUCUUUAUUGGAAGUUUCCUGAAACUCAUGGGCAAGACCAAUGAAGCAGAAAGGCUGUUCUUGAGUGUUGAGGACAUGCUACUACAGAACCCAUCCAUGACAGAGAUGCUCCUCAAAGCCCAGAAUGCCAUUGGGGAAUUAUAUCUUGAAAUUGGGAUGACUCAGAAAGGCCUCACAUAUUUUCAGAAAGCGUGGUCAAACCUACUACGAUUUACAAUCUGUGACUUAAAAGCCAGCCAGGAAUUGCUGAAGCAGAAAGUCAAAGUGAUGAAUAACUUGGCAAAAUCGGCAUCUGAGGAAUUCAUAAGAGAAAACAACCUUUUGGAAUAUGCUACUGAAAUCUCCAAGUUUGUGACUGAUAGCCCCCGCGAUCAAGCUACCAUGAAAUAUACUGAAGGUGUUCUCAUGUUGGUUUCUGGAAAUAUUCCUCUUGCAAAACUGAAGUUUCAAGAGUGUUUAAAUAUCAGAAGACGUCUCUUUGGAGAUAAAAACAAACUAGUUGGAGAAAUUAUGGAACUUUUGGCAGAUUUGCUGUUUUUCUUACUAGGAGAAAAUGAAAUAUCGCAAAGGAAGCAAAUAACUGAAUAUUAUAAACAAGUAAUAAAAAUCAAGGAGAAUUCAGACACUCUGACCACCUGCAAGCUUGUCAGGAAGCAGCUGAGUGUAAGCCUCAGCGAUACCUUGUGUAAACUAGCAGGCCAACUGUUGUCAGGUGACUACUGCCAUCAUGCCAUGAUGGAGGCGGUCGGCUAUUUGUAUAGGUCACUUGAUUUAAGGGCAACUUACCUGGGGUCUUCCCAUGCUUCAAUCCAGGGAAUACUGCACCUUCUAAGGGAAAUCCAGAGGUUCCGGAGCAGGAGGUGCAGGUCUCAAGGCAUGCGCCAGCUACACCCCGAAAGUUCUAGGAAUGGUUCUUUAUUAUGGGAAAACUUGUCUAAAUUAAACUGCCGAAGCGCUCAGAGCUCUGACACUGUGAACACUGCAAUGUGUAUGAAUAUAAGGAAGUUCCAGAGAGCUAAAAGCACAGUGCUUUCACCUCCUCCAGUUUCAGAUAAACCAAAAUAUGCUCCUGGCAAAGGAAAGAAGACCCUGACUCCGAUUCUGUGCCUGUCUGCAGGGGAAAAGGCCCUACAGAAGGCACAAAGUACUCAAAUAUGGAAUGGUCCAAGAAAUCAAAUUCCAAGGAAAAACAUGUUAUCUCCGGGUGAAAAGAGUGGCUUAGCCAUACUUUCAAGGCAAAGAGUUUUUUCUGCUAAAAGUGAAAGUGGAGAUGGCCUAAUCACUCCGAUUUACCAUCAACCCCUUCAAGCACCUGUUAGUCCAAAUAAUCCCUGGGGAUGCAUACCAGAGCUUGUGUCAGAAAAUUGGCUAUUUCACAGCCCUCAGUACAGCUUCUUUCGUCAGAAGCCUGUUUUCAUAAGAAGAUCUCAAAUAGAAACAAAAUGGUUGAAAACUUCAAAUGACACAAAUAAAGAAUAAAGAUCAUUUUGAGCUCUUUUGUACUU